AUGCCUAGCGACGGCGGCAAGAAGAUCGACAUCACGAGCCCCAACUCGCUCCAGCCCGCACGCUCGCCCGAGCGCGCCUUCAACAACUAUGGCGCCUCGCCCGUGCUGCCCAACAUCCCACCGAGGAUAGGCUCUCCAUCGGCCGAGCCCCUCAACCUCAACUUCUCGGGCUCGCCCCGGCCGGAUCUCUCGGGCUUCAACAGCAGGCGGCUGCUCUCUGACCCUCCGUCGCGGGAUACCAACUCCAUACCGCCAAUCGAGAGCGACGUGUCCACGCCCGUCAACCUCAACGACCUCGACAGCCUGCCCAUCUCCGACGAGAGGAAGGCCAGGAUCAUCGAGAGACACCUCGCCCGUCCAGAUUCUGCGCAGAGAGACACUGCCUCGGCUUCAGGCAUCACCCUGGGCUCGACCGCUCGCGGUGGGGACCAGGGUGGAGCAGAUGAUGACGACGACGGCCCAUCGCGCUCCUCGCGGCCGCGCUCCGCUGCCGAUCGCAGCGACUCCUUCUCUCAGAGCGAGUCGGCCGUGGAAGAUGGCGAGGGUCAAGACGACGAUGAAGACGACGACGAGUACAGGGGUCCGCACGCGAUGCAGGGCGGCGCCAUCACCGACGAGGUCUACCGCUGGGCACACAAGAACCGCAGGGUGUCGACCCGGAGGACGCGCAGCGAGAGCCUCCACCUGCCCCGCACCCAGACCAUCGAUCCCGAGCUCGACGUCUCGGGCAUCAAGGAGCCUGGCGGUUUCCGCAGGUUCUUCGUCAUCAACCAGGCCGCCGAGCAGGGCCGCCCUGCGCCGCGGGCGCUGCGCAGCUUCAUCGACUUCCUCAGCCUCUAUGGCCACUUUGCCGGAGAGUACCUGGAGGAGGACGACGACGACGAGGAUGAGGAUGAGGACGAGGAGGGCCUGGACGACGAGGAGCGCGCCAUCCCUGGCAGCAGCCGCGAUGCCGGCCGCGGCUCCACCGAGAGGUCCGCGCUGCUGCGCGGCCGUCCGGGCGUGUCGAGGAGCGACACGCGCUCCCGCAUGCGCAAGGCCAGCCAGGACCGGCGGCGCGGCGAGGCGUCGGUUACCGACGCCGUCAUGAUGCUGCUCAAGUCGUUUGUCGGAACGGGCGUCCUCUUCCUCGGCAAAGCCUUCUACAACGGUGGGCUCCUCUUCUCGACGAUCACGCUGUGCUUUGUGGCCUUCGUUUCGCUCGUCUCGUUCCUGCUGCUGGUCAAGGUCAACCUCAAGUGCCCGGGCAGCUUUGGCGACAUGGGCGGCAUCCUCUACGGCCCCAAGAUGCGCUUCGCCAUCCUCGCCUCGAUCGUCUUUUCCCAGCUGGGCUUCGUCGCCGCCUACACCGUGUUUGUGGCCCAGAACAUGCAGGCCUUCAUCCUCGCCGUCACGCACUGCGACAAGCUGGUGCCGAUUGCGUACCUCAUCCUCGCCCAGAUGGUCGUCUUCCUGCCGCUCAGCCUCGUCCGGAGGAUCGCCAAGCUGUCUUCGACGGCGCUCAUCGCCGACUUUUUCAUCCUGCUCGGCAUCGUCUACCUCUUCUACUACGAGAUCGGCAAGGUGGCCCGCGACGGCCUUGCCGACGUCGUCAUGUUCAACUCGAAGAGCUACCCGCUCUUCAUCGGCACCGCCGUCUUCACGUUUGAGGGCAUCGGCCUCAUCAUCCCCAUCACCGAGAGCAUGAAGGAGCCCGAGCGCUUCCCCAAGGCGCUCAGCGGCGUCAUGGCCGGUGUCAUGGUCCUCUUCGCUUCGGCCGGCGCCCUCUCCUACAUGGCGUUUGGCAGCAAGAUCCAGACCGUCGUCAUCACCAACCUGCCGCAGAACUCGCGCUUCGUCCAGGCUAUGCAGUGCCUCUACAGCCUGGCCAUCCUGCUCUCGGCGCCGUUGCAGCUCUUCCCGGCGCUCGGCGUGCUCGAAAAGGGCCUCUUUAGCAGGAGCGGCAAGUACAACUGGAAGGUCAAGGCGGAGAAGAACGCCUUCCGUUGCCUGGUCGUGGCCGUCUGCUCGCUGGCAGCGUGGGCUGGAGCCAACGACCUGGACAAGUUUGUCAGCCUGGUCGGCUCCGUGGCGUGCGUGCCGCUCUGCUUCAUCUACCCGCCGCUGCUCCACCUCAAGGCGGUGGCCACCAAGCCGGCGACCAAGGCGCUCAACUACGCUCUGCUCGCCUUUGGCGUUGUCUGCGUCGUCUUUGCAGGUAGUCAGACGGUCCAAGCCAUGCUCGAGGACUCGGCACCGGCUGGCCCGCCCACCUGCCGACCCAACUGA
Molecule: messenger RNA, 2268 nt
Organism: Pseudozyma flocculosa PF-1
Lineage: Eukaryota; Fungi; Basidiomycota; Ustilaginomycetes; Ustilaginales; Ustilaginaceae
Exons: 4
Coding region: 1-2268 (755 amino acids)
Biological process (GO): amino acid transmembrane transport
Molecular function (GO): amino acid transmembrane transporter activity
Source: RefSeq, a predicted model, not a curated record